GUGAUAAAUUUGCGUCUCGGCUCUCGCACAGAACAGUGCAUUGGGAGAGGACAGUCUUAAACUUUUUGAGACUGUUUUGUUUUGCUUCCCUGAAGCCACGUCUAAGGCAUGCCGUCCUGGACUCGAACCGUGGAUGCCAAAUAUGGUGUUGCCGUGUGGAAUUUCAAAGGGACUCAUGAGCAUCAUAUCCCUCUCCAAAUCGGAGAUACGGUCAAUAUCCUCCAAGCAUGUGAAGGUUGGUACAGAGGGUAUUCCUUGAAGAACAGAUCUGUUACAGGAAUAUUUCCUGCCUCAGUCAUUCACAUCAAGAAUGCAGCUGUUGAGAUCAGAGGUAAUCAGGAGAACAUUGUCUCGAAGGAGAUGCCCCUGGUACAAGAAAUCACAACCACCUUGAGGGAAUGGUCCAACAUCUGGAAACAGCUGUACAUGACCGGUCAGAUUUCCAAGUUUCGGCAAGUUACCUCAAUGAUGUGUGACUUAAUGGACAGGAGAUCCCAACUUCUGUCAGGAACACUGCCACAGGAUGAACUCAAGGAACUGAAGCAAGAAGUCACCACAAAAAUAGACUUUGGCAACAAGAUGCUGGAACUGGAUCUUGUGGUUAGAGACGAGAAUGGAAAUAUUCUUGACCCGGAUCAGACAAGUAUCAUCAGUUUAUUCCGAGCGCACAAGAAAGCUACCCAUCACAUCACAGAAUUAAUGAGGGAGGAGACGUUUCAGAACCAGAGUGAAUACAAUCGGUUUGCUCGCUUAACCUCUUCGCCCACCAAUGCUCUGUUCAUUUGGGUCCGCAAUUUUGUCUGUAAAAUUGGAGAGGAAGCUGAGCUCUUCAUCUCUCUAUAUGACCCCCACGAGCAGAAGAUAAUCAGUGAAAACUAUUUAUUCCGCUGGGCAAGCACUGGCCUACCAAAGGAGAUUGAGAUGCUGAAUAAUCUAAAAGUUGUGUUCACGGAUCUAGGAAGCAAAGACUUAAAUCGGGAGAGGAUUUACUUAGUGUGUCAGAUAGUCCGGGUCGGGAGAAUGGAGCUGAAGGAAACUAAUGCCAAGAAGAUGACUCAAGGUUUGAGAAGGCCAUUUGGAGUUUCAGUGAUGGACAUUACCGAUAUUUUGAAAGGCAAAGCAGAAAGCGAUGAGGACAAACACCAUUUUAUUCCCUUUCAACAAGUUGCAGCUGAAAACGAUUUCCUCCACACUUUAAUCCAUAAGGUCGUAGCUGCCAAAGACAUAAACCACAAAGGACAAGGCCUCUGGGUCUCUAUGAAAUUGUUAUCCGGGGAUCUGAAGCAGAUUCGAAAGAACCAUCCUCACCUGGUGGACAGAAACACUGUGGUCGCAAGGAAAAUGGGGUUUCCCGAGAUCAUCAUGCCAGGCGAUGUCCGCAAUGAUAUUUACGUCACUCUGGUCCAAGGAGAAUUUGAUAAACAGAACAAGACCACCCAGAAGAACGUUGAGGUCACGAUGUGUGUCUGUGAUGAGAAAGGAGAUGUUAUUCCGAAUGCCAUAUGCCAAGGGGCCGGAGAUAAACCUGUCACUUAUUACCAAUCCGUCGUUUACUACCAGCUCAAGCAACAACGCUGGAUGGAGACUGUCAAGGUCACUAUUCCUAUUGAAGAUGUUCAGAGGACUCACCUUCGCUUCACAUUUAAACACAGAUCAUCUGCUGAAUCGAGAGAUAAAGGAGAGAAAAUAUUUGCUAUGGCAUACGUGAAACUAAUGAAACCUGAUGGAACAACCCUGCGAGAUGGAGAGCAUGACCUCAUCUUGUAUAAGGGCGACAGCAGGAAACUGGAAGAAGCCACCAUCUACCUGAACAAUAUGUCUAGUAAACAGAUGGCUGAUCCCAAGCUGAAUCUGGGUUCUUCGUUCAGGAGCAGCAGCAGUGGGCUCCCCAUAUGCUCAAGGGACAGCUUCCAGAUUUCCACACUCGUCUGUUCAACGAAACUCACACAGAACGUGGAUCUCUUGGGCUUGUUGAAAUGGCGUUCCAAUACUGAUACACUCAACGAGAAUCUGAAAAAGCUGAUGAAGGUCGAUGGAGGGGAAGUCGUAAAGUUCCUUCAAGAUACACUGGAUGCUCUCUUCAGUAUCAUGAUGGAGUUUUCAAACAACGACACGUAUGAUAAACUGGUGUUUGAUGCCUUGGUGUUUCUUAUUGGCCUGAUAGCAGACAGGAAAUUCCAACACUUCAACGCUGUCCUUGAAGCUUAUAUCCGGCAGCACUUCAGCGCCACCUUGGCUUAUAAGAAACUAUUGUCUGUGCUAACAGACUACGUUGACAUUGCAAGCCGUGGUUUGGAAUGUGAGCCUCUGAAGCGAGCCUUCAAAGCAUUAGAAUACAUCUUUAAGUUCACAGUCCGAUCAAGAUGCCUUUACUCACAGCUGUAUGAAGGCAAAGAAAAGAAAGAGUUUGAAGAAUCAGUGAAAACACUGUUUGAGAAAUUUAAUGCCCUGAUGGAGUCAGACAUGGAAGGCAAUACUUUACUUAUGCAGGGAGCAUCUCUGAAAUACUUGCCGACAGUCUUGCAGGAUGUUGCCUCCAUAUUUGAUCCAGUCUUGCUGAGCCGCCUGUUGCACAGUUUCAUCAUGAACCUUCUUCCAGAUCGGCUGGUGAAGCAGAAACUGCAGUCAAUGACUGCUAUCGUCAACACCGAACUCUUUCAAAGAGAAGAAUGUCGAGCUAUCCUGUUGUCAAUAAUGACCACCACAUUGAAGGACCUGAUUCAGAAAAGGGAAGAGGAAGAGGCUUGCGUCGAGUUGCUCAGCAACAUUCUGGAAGUUCUCUAUCAGCGGAACGUGGGAAACACUAGUCAGGAUAUUCAGGACAUCAUGGACAAGCUGCUUCGGACUGUCAACCAGGUGGUUAUCAUGCUCGGAAGAGAUCACAGCCUCAUCAGUAAUUUUGUGGCCUGUAUGACAGCUAUUCUCAGCCAGAUGGAGUACGCACAUUAUGCCAGCUACAUCAAUUCCUUCCAGACACGUCAAGAUCUCAUGGACUUCCUAAUGGAGAUCUUCAUCAUGUUCAAAGACCUUAUUGGCAAGAACGUGUAUCUUCCUGACUGGAUGGUGAUGAGUAUGGUGCAGAACAGGGUUUUCCUCCGAGCUAUCAACCACUAUGCAGAGACAUUGAAUAAAAUGUUUUUGAACAGCGCAAGCUUUGAGCUCCAGCUUUGGAACAAUUAUUUUCACCUCACCGUGGCCUUCCUAACACAGGAAUCUUUGCAACUGGAGAACUUCUCAAAUGCUAAGCGUACAGCUAUCAUAUGCAAGUACGGAGACAUGAGAGGUGUGAUCGGGGCUGCAAUCCGGGACAUGUGGUACAGUCUUGGCCAGCACAAGAUCCGCUUUAUUCCAGGAAUGGUGGGCCCAAUCCUGGAGAUGACACUUGUCCCCGAGGUAGAACUCCGCAAGUCUACAAUCCCCAUUUUCUUCGACAUGAUGCAGUGCGAGUUCCAGUAUAAGGGGAAUUUCAGAACGUUUGAGGAUGAAAUUAUCAAAAACCUGGACCAUGAAGUGGAAGGCGGCCGAGGAGAUGAGGAAUACAAGGAUCUCUUUAAAGAUAUCCUAUUGAAACACUGCAAAAUAUAUCACCACCUGGAAAAGCAAGGUGAAGUGUUUGUUGCCUUGGUAACUGGCCUGCUGGAAAGGCUGCUGGACUACAGGACUGUAAUGAAUGAUGAAAACCAGGCCCACAGCAUGAGCUGCACUGUAAAUCUGUUGAAUUUCUACAAGGACAUUGACCGAGAAGAGAUGUAUAUACGGUACAUGUAUAAACUUCGGGAUUUGCACAUCUUUUAUGAGAAUUUCACAGAAGCGGCCUACACUCUCCUCCUGCAUGCCAAGUUGCUGAAGUGGACCGAUGACCCAUUUGCCUCACAUAUCCAGGAUUUCCAAGGCUUUCAGACACAGCGGCAACUGAAGGAGAACUUGUACAAUAAAAUCAUCGAAUACUUUGACAAGGGCAAGAUGUGGGAAGAAGCCAUUCAUCUCUGCAAGGAGCUGGCAGAACAGUACGAGAUGGAGAUCUUUGAUUAUGAACUACUGAGUGAGACCCUGCAACGGCAAGCCAAGUUCUAUGAAAAAAUCAUGAAAGUGCUGAGGCCCAAGCCUGACUACUUUGCAAUCGGUUACUAUGGACAAGGCUUCCCAACCUUCAUCCGGAACAAGGUCUUCAUUCACCGGGGAAAGGACUACGAACGGAGGGAGGAUUUCGAACAGAUGCUGCUGACACAGUUUCCAAAUGCAGAACUGAUGAAAACAACAUCGCCCCCUGGAGAAGAAAUCAAGAACUCUCCCGGACAAUUUGUUCAGUGCUUCACCGUGCAGCCAAUCCUGGGAGAACAGCCACAGUUUCACAACAAGAAUGUCCCGGAGCAGAUUGUGGGAUUCUUCAAAGCUAAUAAUGUUUCAAAAUUCAGCUACUCUAGACCAAUCAGGAGAGGGCCGAAGGACCCAGAGAAUGAAUUUGCUUCCAUGUGGAUUGAGAGGACCACGUUCACUACAGCAUACAAGAUGCCUGGCAUUCUCCGCUGGUUUGAAGUUGUGCAAACAUCAAUGACUUUUAUUAGCCCGUUGGAGAAUGCCAUUGAAACGAUGCAGGCCAGCAAUGAUAAGAUACUAACCAUGAUCAACCAACACCAUAGUGAUCCCAACCUUUCCAUCAACCCUCUCUCUAUGCUUCUGAAUGGAAUUGUGGACCCUGCUGUCAUGGGCGGAUUCACCAAAUAUGAAACAGCAUUCUUCACUGAAAAGUAUACGCGUGAGCACCCAGAAGACAUGGACAACAUAAUGAAGCUAAAGGAUCUCAUUGCAUGGCAGAUCCCAUUGCUGGAGGAAGGGAUCAGAGUUCAUGGGAAGAAGGUCACUGAAGCACUGAAACCUUUCCACGAUCGGAUGGAGGAGUGCUUUACCCAGCUCAAGUCGAAGGUGGAGAAUGAGUAUGGAGUGCGAGACCUGUCCCUUUUUGAGGAGAGGCGAGGAGGAGGAGAUGGGAGAAGUCGCCCUCGCUCCAUGAUCCGAUCAUUUCGGCCAUUGUCCGUGAUCUCCUUGAGUUCCCUGAGUUCUUCAAGCCCUGAUAAAGAAUCACCCAAAGUGCCUGGAGAGAGUGCGUCUGAGCCACCGUUGCCAAAGAAGCAGAGCUCCCGUUCCCAGGAGAAAUCGCUGGACAGUGGGUUGAAAGAUGUUGAGGAGAAGAAGUUCACCAGGAAGGAGAACAGAGUCAGCGGGCUGUUUGCCUCCAGAAAGCUAUCUGUGGCUGCACCUCCUCCUCCUCCAGACAUCACCGAGGAGCCUUUAAGAUUGUCACAGUUGGUCGGCGACACGAGAAUGUUGGAAAGCAAUCCCAAUUCAAAACAGCCUGCUGAUGAAAACACUGCAAGUCCAGCAGGACGACGAGAACUGGAUACAGUGCUCCAGAAGAGGCCUCACCAACAUCCUGUACAACUUCAACAUGAAGCCCCAGCUCCUCUGCUCAAAGGCCUGAGCAGUGAAGGACAGGCCUUUACUGUACUCAAUGGUUAUGGUGGACGGGUAAAGAGUGCCAGGCCUCCACCAUUGCCAAAGAAGAUUAACCCUCUGCUCCUGGAGAGUUUCAGCCAGGAUCAGGGCGAUCCUCUAAGUCCCCCCGUCCACCAGGGGUCAGCGAAUGAGCAGUUCCAGAAUAAGGCUGCUUGUCUGCCAACGCCAGAUGAGACCAAAGGCCCUAAGUCUCCACCGCCUCCUCCACCACCAAAAAACAAGAGACUCGUCACUCCUUCCCACAGCUGACUGCACACUCCCUCCAGACCAGAAGAUGCUUUGCCAACCUCAAAGCAAUGCUCAGGGUGUCCCAUGGUCAGGCUGGUGGACUGUGUUACCUCACAACAGCACCAGUGCGUGACCUCCAUACAUCUGCACCCAUACCCCCCCACCCCCAAGUUUUUGUCGUCGUGUAUUAAAAUUGAUUUCCACACUGUGCUGAGAAGUUUUUUUAAAACAAAUAUACCUGUCUGUUUUCAUUAAGUGUGAGUCAGUCUAACAUCUUUUUGCACUGUACCAAUGCAAAUACUGUGGCUAGAUAACAAAAAGACUGUGAACUCCGGUGGGGAUCGCGAUAAAAAAGGUGUUCUGGAUUGAUGGAUUUUUCUGUGUGAAGGGAAAUGACAGGGAUCA
Stegostoma tigrinum is the source of this 6147-nucleotide messenger RNA. Its product is annotated as dedicator of cytokinesis protein 2-like. The record is from RefSeq and is a predicted model, not a curated record. The transcript has 53 exons. Lineage: Eukaryota; Metazoa; Chordata; Chondrichthyes; Orectolobiformes; Stegostomatidae. Bases 109 to 5763 code for a protein of 1884 amino acids. Gene Ontology annotation, molecular function: small GTPase binding; guanyl-nucleotide exchange factor activity. Gene Ontology annotation, cellular component: cytoplasm; plasma membrane. Gene Ontology annotation, biological process: cell migration; small GTPase-mediated signal transduction.